GCAGAUUCCUUAUAUUUCAUAAUGACUGACGUUAGAAAUAGCGCUCUAGAAAAAUAUUCUCGAGGUGUAUACCGAACACUUUUUCGAAGAAACUCCGUUUUUUUGCUUGGAAUCUUUGCAUCAGCAUUUGCUUUUGAAAUGGCCUUUGAUUCCGCUACAGAUAGAUGGUGGGACAGAAUUAAUAAGGGCAAACAAUGGAAAGAUAUAAAAGAUAGAUUUUCUCAAUAAAAUAAAGGAGAAUUAUAAAUUGCAAAAAAAAAAAAAUUAUGGUUAUGCAGUGCAUAUUUAAGUAUUUAAUUAAUUAAUUUUUCAUUAUUUUAUCUUUAUUUUUCUAUAUUAAUUUCAAUAAACGAAAUUAUUUAGUUGAAUUAUGAUGAAUUAUUUGAAUUUUGCGAUUUCCAUUUUGCCCAUUCUGCUAAUGUUUCAUCACUAAUAUAAUCAUAUCUCCAUAUAU
This is a messenger RNA of Rhizophagus irregularis DAOM 181602=DAOM 197198, 454 nucleotides long. RefSeq lists its product as uncharacterized. NCBI's taxonomy places the organism in Eukaryota, Fungi, Glomeromycota, Glomeromycetes, Glomerales, Glomeraceae. The record is from RefSeq and is a predicted model, not a curated record. Gene Ontology annotation, biological process: mitochondrial electron transport, ubiquinol to cytochrome c.